Messenger RNA from Diceros bicornis minor, 2117 nucleotides. RefSeq names its product tripartite motif containing 44 (gene TRIM44). Gene Ontology annotation, molecular function: zinc ion binding. The record is from RefSeq and is a predicted model, not a curated record. Bases 181 to 1242 code for a protein of 353 amino acids. NCBI's taxonomy places the organism in Eukaryota, Metazoa, Chordata, Mammalia, Perissodactyla, Rhinocerotidae. The transcript is spliced from 4 exons.
GAAGGCACUCUGCCGCUGGGAGCGGGUGGCAGCGGCGGCCUGCUGUGAGACACGGCGCGGCCCGCGCGGGCGGCCACUUCGCGGACCGGCCCCGACUGGGGAAGAGGCUGUGAGAGGCCGCGCGCCGGCCGGGCGGCGAGCUCGGGUGCCCCGACGCCUGGGCCGCGUCCCUGCACCCACAUGGCCUCUGGAGGGGGCGCGGCCUGCGAGGAGCUGCCGCACGACGGCACGUGUGACGAGUGCGAGCCCGACGAGGCGCCGGGGGCCGACGAGGUGUGCCGAGAAUGCGGCUUCUGCUACUGCCGCCGCCACGCCGAGGCGCACGGGCAGAAGUUCCCCGGGCACCACCUGGCCGAGUACGUACCCGGCGCCGCCCAGGCCUGGACCUCGGGAGCCCGGGGGCAGGAGGAGGGGAAGGAGGACCUGGAGGCCAAGGCGGAGCACGAGAGGGACGUAGAAAGCGAGGUGGGGGAAGACAGCGAGUCAGAGGAAGAGAGUGAGACGGAGGAAGAGAGCGAGACCGAGGAAGAGAGCGAGGAUGAGAGCGAUGAGGAGAGUGAAGAAGACAGUGAGGAAGAAAUGGAGGAUGAGCAAGAGAGCGAAGCAGAGGAAGACAACCACGAAGAAGGAGAAUCGGAAGCUGAGGGGGAAACUGAGGCAGAAAGCGAAUUUGACCCGGAAAUAGAGAUGGAAGCAGAGAGAGUGGCCCAGAGGAAGUGUCCGGACCAUGGGCUGGAUCUGAGCACCUAUUGCCAGGAAGACAAGCAGCUCAUCUGUGUCCUGUGCCCAGUCAUUGGGGCUCACCAGGGCCACCAACUCUCCACCCUAGAUGAAGCCUUCGAAGAACUAAGAAGCAAAGACUCAGGCGGACUGAAGGCGGCUAUGAUAGAGUUGGUGGAAAGGUUAAAGUUCAAGAGCUCAGACCCUAAAGUAACCCGGGACCAGAUGAAGGUGUUUAUACAGCAGGAAUUUAAGAAAGUUCAGAAAGUGAUUGCUGAUGAGGAGCAGAAGGCCCUGCAUCUAGUGGACAUCCAGGAAGCAAUGGCCACGGCUCAUGUGACUGAGAUACUGGCAGACAUCCAAUCCCACAUGGAUAGGUUGAUGACUCAGAUGGCCCAAGCCAAGGAACAACUUGAUACCUCUAAUGAAUCAGCUGAGCCAAAGGCAGAGGAAAAAUUCCUGGACAAAAUACUUAAGUCACCUACCAGAAGACUCAAAAGUGGAGAAAUGAUGGCAGACUGACCAGGGACCUUGGGAUUUGAGGAACCACUUGGCAGUGAGUUCCCUGGGGUUUUUCUUACUUCCUGGAAACACUGCUGGGCACAGACUAGAAGAAAAUCUCCAAGAAAGGUCUGCUCUCUCUAGCCAAAGGACUGGGAAAAGGGCAGUUCACCUGUAGAGAAAUCUUUUGACCAUACCUGCCUAUUCUGAAGAUGAACACCAUGAAUCAAACUGCACCUCUUCCCAACCCCAAUUGGCACUGCAGUAGUGGGGCCAGUGGGGUGAAAACCUAUUUUAUACCCUCCCCUGUAGGAAUGAAGUGUCAUUCUUUCUCCAUGGAGCCUUUAGGUAAAAGUCUGACUUCUACCUUUGCCCCUGCCCAUGUCAGUAGUGAGUGGUGCCCAUCUCCCAUGGAGCCUAUAGGUGGGACUCGGACUUCUACCUUGGCCCUGCAGUUACAGAAGAGAAAUAGUACCCCUCUUCUGUGGAGACUGUAGAUGGAGCUCUAACUCCUCUUUCCCACCCCUGAAUUAACUAGGCAAUGCUCCUCCCCAACUGAGUUGGUGGGUGGAACCUUAUCUUCCACUCUUGCCCUCGCCCUCGAAUAAUGAAUUGGUGCCCCUCCUCCUCCCUCCCUAGCACCGUGGAGACUGUAGUGUGGAGUCCUGUCAUCUGAGGGGGGCAGACCAGAAUAGCACUGCAGAAGCUUUAUAAACUAAAUUGACAUUUGAACCACAGUCCACAAAACUGAUCCAGGACAUGUGUUCUGAACCUAAAUAGGUUCUACCUGCUAGAAUAGAAGAUCUAAAUAGGAACUAGAUUCUUAUAAUCCUCAAAAUGUCUAAGAUACAGUCUAAAAUUGCUCAUUUUACAAAGAAUGAAUAAAAUCUCAACUG